This is a messenger RNA of Serpula lacrymans var. lacrymans S7.9, 1854 nucleotides long. RefSeq lists its product as uncharacterized. Gene Ontology annotation, molecular function: oxidoreductase activity. Gene Ontology annotation, cellular component: cytoplasm. The coding region runs from base 266 to 1756 and encodes 496 amino acids. Lineage: Eukaryota; Fungi; Basidiomycota; Agaricomycetes; Boletales; Serpulaceae. The record is from RefSeq and is a predicted model, not a curated record. The transcript is spliced from 8 exons.
UGAGUAUAAUUUUCUAUUCCAAGUAAUCAAUAAUAUAUAAGAAUAAAGUUUUAGCGCUAUAGUUUUGUAUUUCUUACAGGACAUGUGGCCUCUCUUGCCGCCGCAUCGAUAUCGGCCGUAAAAGCUGUUGUGAGUUCUCUGUUCUCGUAUUUGAUCGGUUUCCAAUCAUUUACAUACAUAUCCUGACCCACCAAUUUUUCGGUCAUCCCUUAAUCUUGAUAUACACACCCCGCACUGUGAUGUAUUUCUCCUGUCUUUUACCUCGAUGCAAAUCCUCCCGAUUCUCCUUAACCAGUCUGAUCACCACCAGUCUCUUUUGUCUGCGCCUCCCACAAUACCAUUAUGCCCGGCGCGUCUCCCUUCUACUAACCCCACUGCUUCGUUUUGGCUCGACUCUGCGCCCGAUGUAAACCCUCUGGCAAGAGAGGGAAGUGAAGGACCUCUCACCACUGAUGCUGACAUUUGCAUUAUCGGUUCUGGAAUUACCGGUGUCGGUACCGCAUAUCACCUAGCAGAGGCAGUUCAGUAUUUAGAAUUCGCGGGUUAUCAUGGGCCGCUCAAAAUCGUGAUACUCGAAGCGCGAGACUUUUGCUCUGGGGCCACUGGCAGAAAUGGUGGGCACCUCACUCCAGUAGCAUUCCGCAACUUCCACAACGUAGCUGCACAAUAUGGCACCGACGAAGCCAUUCGAUCUGUUGCCUUGGAAGAACACACAGCAGCAACUCUGGUAUCAAUCAUCCACGAGCAUAACCUCGAAGACGAGGUAGAUCUCGUCGAAGGUGGCAACCUGAGGCUGCUGUUCACAGAAAAAGAAGUCGCAAACGCGAAGCGUGGCUUGAGUGCUGCUGAUCAGGCAGGUGUUAGUUUCGAAGGUAUAGAAUGGAUGGAUAAGAAAGACGUGCAAGCUAGGUUUGGACCGUCAUAUCCUGCAAUCCGCAUCCCCGGACAUAAUGUCUGGCCCCUAAAGCUCGUUACAAAACUCUAUCAACUGGCUCAAGCGCGUUCAAGCCCAAAUUUCGCCCUUGCACUGCAUACCCAUACGCCAGUGACUGGAAUUUCGUGCGUAUCUGCUGCCGAUAUUACGUGUCAGUCACGUAGAUACAUUCUGGAAACCCCUCGUGGACAUAUCGCUUGUUCUCGAAUCGUUCAUGCUACAAACGGCUAUGCAUCACAUCUCCUUCCGUUUCUCACCGGCCCGAAGGGGAUCAUUCCAGUUCGUGGUCAAGUUGUUGCACUCCGUGCAGUGGCCAAUGCGAAAACCAUAGGAAAUAAUGGCUGGGGCGCAAACGAGGGAUUUGAAUACUGGUUUCCCCGCCCUGUGGCAGCUGCUACAGAGUCACCUUUGGUCAUUCUAGGUGGCGGUCGCGAGACAGCAGAAUCGUUUGAACAUUACGAGGACGACGACUCUGUGCUAGAUCCGGCUGUGGGGCGUGUUCUGCGUGAUUUUCUGCCUGCAGUGUUUCAAGGUAAAUAUAGGGCGGGCAGGGAACCUGAGAUGGAAUGGUCUGGAAUCAUGGGGUAUACGAAGAUAGGAGAUCCAUUGGUGGGCCCCGUGAUAGAUCUUUCGAACCCUGGUUCAAACGCAUACCCUGGCCAAUACAUAGCAGCAGGCUACUCGGGGCAUGGGAUGCCCCGCGCCUUUGCUUGUGGCGAAGUCAUUUCACAGAUGAUAGUGUCUGAGCUGGUUGAAAAGGAGUGGACAAGUCCAACAUGGUUGCCCGUGAGAUACCUCACAUGGAAUCGUGUUGAGACAUGACGGGCAUAUCAAGGGUGGAUCAAAAAUCAAAAACUACUUUGUAGCAUUAUAGAAUUGUAUUCUUGCAUAGCUUUGCUUAUACCUCGUUGAUAUGAUUU